GUCGGACGUCGCCGCGUACGGAUGUUCUCUUAUCUGUUGUUUAUUAUACGCGAGCGAUAGUUUAUCAUCUAAACGCGCGCGUGUUUAUACACUGUGGUGCUUUUAUUUGUUCGAUUACUUUUCUUUUUCAAUAUAUCGAGUUAGAAUCUUUCUUCUAUUCGACGAUAAUAGAUACAAACGUACGAACGAACAAACGAACGAACGUACCUUACGUACCUUACGUACCUUACGUACGAAACGAACGAACGAACGAACGUGACGGAAAGUCAAUGGUGUGUGUGAAACAGAGAGUUUAGUGUGACACAGUGCACGGAUAUGAAUUCUCGAGACGACCGUCAUGCGUCUCCUUCGCCAGCGAAGGAUCCUUCCUGGAGACACGGAUUGAUGCCACGGGAUCGUUUUUACGGUGAAGAGCCACUCGAUCGUCCUAACUUAUCGUCGUGUUCAACUCGAUGAAGAACGAUUGGUCAAGGAAGAAGACGACGGCUCACGACGGUGAGGAGGAUCUGUUUUCUUUCAAAAAGAAAAAAUCAAAAAACAAAAUAAGAACCUAUUAUACUACGACAAACUCGUUCGCGCGCCUUUUUUUUUUAAAUUAACUUCUGCCACCUUACGUCGUCGAGGGAAUAAUUAACUAAAAAAAAAAAAGAAAAAGAAAAGAAAUCUAAAGACAGCGACGUGUGUUCUACGAAAGAAAUAGUGUAUAUUACGAUGUCAAGGAUCUAAGAGUAAAAAUAGUGGGGAAAAAAAAACCCGAUUAAACCGAUUCCUGACGGUUGUGAUUAAAUUCGAAUCUUCUUCUUCUUCUUCUUCUUCUUCUUCUUCGAAUUAUUUUGAAAUCCUAAAUAGAGAAAAGAAAUAAAUAAAUAAAACGUGACACACACAAGUGGUUGGACGCGAGAGGAAGAUAAUCCUCGUAAGUUUUCUCUUAGCGAUUUUCUUCCCAAGGAAAUUGUAGGAUCAACCAAAAAACCACGGCAUGCCGUGGCUCGAGUUAGUCCAAGAGAACCGGAAGAAGAGAACCGGUUUCCGUAUAGUCGGACCUCAGUAAGGUCCGCUAAGGGGUUAGCGGCGGGAGCAAGAUAAAAUAAUAAAACAAAAGUUCAAAAGAAAAAAGGAAAAGUGAGAGACAGAUAAAAAGAGAAAGAUAUAGUGAGAGAGUGAGAGGUAGGGCCCAAAAGCUUUUGUUUUUUGUCGUGACAAGCUGUCGGUGGGCUCCUUGGGCCCACCUCUCAUCGGUCAAGCUGGCGAGCGCUCUAACCGCUGGUAUGAACCCCCACCACCCGGGCCACCCCGCAGCCUACCCCCACCACUCGUCUUUGUCAAGCAGUCCACACCAUACAGGACCCGGUGGGCCUCACCACGGCUAUGGAGCGAAUGGUGGAGGCGGUGGAGGUGGUGGUGGCGGUGGUGGAGGCACCACAACAACCCCGGACCUCCCGAGUCCACAUUCACCACCCCAUGGAGUUUCCACGGACCCAGCUACUCCCUAUGGCUCAUUACAAGCUGGCCAAGGCAUGGGUGCCAAUGGACAUCAUCAUGGAGCCGGUAGUAUGAUGGCCGACCAUCCGCACCAUCCGGGACAUCCUCAUCCCCAUCUACCAGGUCAUCCUGCUUACCCACCAGUCAAUCACAAUAACAACUGUACGCUUAAGCAAGAAGGCGGUCCAAGUGCACCAACGAGCACUCAGUUAUGCGCGGGUUGUGGCGGUCAGAUAGUCGAAAGAUGGCUGUUACUAGCGAUGGAUCGCUAUUGGCAUAAUGGCUGUUUGAAGUGCACAUAUUGUAAUGCGACCCUAGCAGAAAUCGGCCACUCUUGCUACACCAGAAGCGGCAUGAUUCUCUGUAAGACCGACUACAGAAGAAUAUUUGGCAGUAGUGGUGCCUGUACAGGUUGUGGCAAUCCGAUACCUGCCAAUGAAAUGGUCAUGAGGGCGGGUGGAUCGGUGUUUCAUCUAAAGUGCUUCACCUGCAGCAAAUGUGGUGGACAGCUUGUUUCGGGCGACAGGUACUAUCUAUUGUCCGGUUCACCGGUUUGUGAAACGGACUGGCACAAGAUAUUGAAAUCAUCGAGCGUCGCUGCAGCGACUGCAGCAGCAGCAGCAGCAGGAAACGGUGGUGCACCUGUAAGGAAAGGUAAGGUCGGUCGGCCUCGAAGGAGCCGCGAAUGAGGCGGCAACCCGGUCGGUCGCCCGAAGAAGGUUCAACCCUCUCCACAAGCGACGCCCGUUGUCGUACCAACGCAGGUCGACGUUGCGGACGUUGCCGUAGAAGGGGAUCCCUAUUCGCCGCCUCCGCCGGGUCAUCAGCACUACCAUCAUCAUCAUCACCACCAUCAUCACGAACACCAUCAGAUGAGCCUCGUGCAUCCGGGUCUGGCGGCUCAACAAACGACGCACAUGCAACAACCAUCCUCCGGCAGCUAUCAAGAGUGGCCGCCGUGGGCGCAGGAUCCUUGUGACUGAACAGACCCCUUCGACCUGGUGGUAUUCUGCCAGGCCCGUCUCCAACAUGCGUCUCUCUCUCGGAGAUCACGUCCUCCUCUCUCGUUGUAAGAAAAUGUCGUCAAUAAAAGAUGGCGUGCGUGAUGCGUGUUCGCAUCGGGAGUAGAAUGUGCGUUUUGUAAGACGAUUGAAAAUCAACGUGUACGUAUAUAUACAUAAAUAUAUAUAUAUAUAUAUAUAUACUAUGUUAUGGAUCUUUCGAUCGUCGCAAGUGCGUCGGAAACUAAAUUCUACUGGCCGCUAGUUGCCAUGUUGCUUUUUCGUUCGAUCUCGAAAAAAAGUAGAAACGCCAAACUUUUCGUGCACGCGUGGAGGACGAGUCGCCGUCGAUUUUUCUCUUCGCUCAACCAACACGUCUGCUUUCUUGUCUUCUUUAUUCUGCUCCUUCAAUCGAUGUUCGGCGGUGUACGUGUACGAGUCAAAAGGAUGAUGCUCUUUCCUUUUCGAUCUAAGCUUUCAAGUUAUGUUCCUCCGAGAAAUCGAAACGCACAGAAGAGCAGCAGACGACAGAAAAUUCUCAAAGAAGGGAUGCACGAUGAACGUCAAUAAAGAAACUUGGGCGAUUCAAACGAGCGACCCAUUUCAAAUACCUCGACUCUUAGAAAAUUAUUUUUCUUUCAAAAUUAUCAGUCCUUUCGUCUCGCCGAGCAGCACGUUCCGUAAACUCGUUAAGCGUUCCUUGUUCCCGUGAUCGUUAAUGGUGUCUCUUGCUGCAAGGUGAAACCCCGUACCAACGUUAAGACUCUUAAACGAUUGAAACCGUCAUUUUAAUCUUCCUCGAUGGUUACUACGUUGUCUUGCUUCUCGUCAUUUAUUCUCUCUUUCUCUCUCUUUCUCUCUCUCUCUCUCUCUCUCUCUCUCUGUCUCAUCCUUUCCCCAUCUUUGUUCUGUCCUCCCUUUCUUUCUUUUUUUAUUUCUUUUACUCAUAAUAAUCGAACGGAACUCCAUUCGCGUUACGCGAAUAAAAUUAUUUUCUUUUUUUCUUUUAUUAACGAAGAUUAUCGAUUUAAUUCAUUGAACGAGGAAUGCACGAGUGGUACACACUACAUUCAUAGUGGUUAUAUAAACGCGAAUUUCUCUCAAGAAUCAGAAGUACGUAUCUUCUGCACGUGGUCACAUCGACGACAAGUAGAAACGCUUUCUUUUACAGCCAAUUGCUGCCUUCGAAUAACGGCUGUGAAUGUAGAAAGAUGUAAAUGUAUGGAUCCCCUUUCUUCUCCCGUGAAUGAAUCAUGUCAAAGUCUUGCAUGUAUGUGUGUUUCAGAGUAAGAAAGAAAGAGAGAAAGGAGAAAGAGAGGGAGAGAGAGAGAGAGAGAGAGAAAAAUAAAAAUAAAAAGAUGGGGGUCACGCAUGAAGCAAUUUGAAAUUUGCAUCAGCAUCGAUCUAUGACAUUUUGCGAGCUUUCGUAUAUUUCUUCGAUCACUGACUAUGAGAUACAUUGCGAAAAAAAAAAAACAAAAAGAAAGAAAGAAAGAAAAUAAAUAAAAAAAAAAAUAAGAAAAAAACGAACAUCGUUUUUAUUUUCUAUAGGAGAGACGCGCACAUUUUUGAAACUCGAAUUGAAUUACGAGGCGCAAGAAUAAAAAAAAGGGGGAUGCACGACAUGAAGAAACUGUUUUUGUUUUUUUUGUUUUUUUGUUUUUUUCAAGCGACAGGGUUACGAUCAUCCGCAAUAAAUGUAACAUAAAUGUAUAAUCUUAUAACACGUUGCGAUAUAAUCUAUAAACCGCACGUAGCCAAUGUCGUUUCUCGAAUGUUGGACAGGCUUUUAUCCCUUCCAAUUCUGUUUUACGUGAUGAACAGACGAGGGAGAAGCUAAAAUGCGACACCGAUGACGAGCCAAUUCGAAGCUCUCGAUAUUGAAACUAAAGACACAAGUUUUUGAUGUAAACUGUACCAUAAUGGAAAGGAUAAGAGAAAAUAAAAAAACACCUCGAUCGUUAUACGUUUACUCGUUCCGUUAUUAGCGAACUUUUGUCUCAAGAGCUCUGCGUACUUAAAACAAAAAAUAAA
Messenger RNA from Polistes dominula (European paper wasp), 4517 nucleotides. RefSeq lists its product as uncharacterized. NCBI's taxonomy places the organism in Eukaryota, Metazoa, Arthropoda, Insecta, Hymenoptera, Vespidae. The record is from RefSeq and is a predicted model, not a curated record.